Pimephales promelas (fathead minnow) is the source of this 2651-nucleotide messenger RNA. The record is from RefSeq and is a predicted model, not a curated record. NCBI's taxonomy places the organism in Eukaryota, Metazoa, Chordata, Actinopteri, Cypriniformes, Leuciscidae.
CGCGCGCGCUCGAGAGCGAGCGAAAGAGAGAGAGAGGAAUAACUGUCCCACCACCAACCUCCGCCCCUGCAGUCAUGCCACGAUCUAGACUUUACUGCCAAGCCUCUUAAAUGAUAGAACAAUCUGCUUUAACCAUCAUCCCGGUGUUUAAUGUGGGAGCGAUAAACGCCGACACUUCCGCGGUCCAGGGGAUCUGUUUGCUGGCGUGCCUGCGCGUGUAUGUAUGCAUGGGAGUGAACUGGCGAAAGCGAGGAGAAGAAGAAGAAGAAGAGGAGGAGGUUUGAUCCGUCUCACAGCACUCAGUGGGAGGAGCCAUGACCGAGGGGGAGGGACAGUUUUACAGCGUGCAGGUGGGGGACUCCACCUUCACGGUGCUCAGGAGGUACCAGCAGCUCCGCGCCAUCGGAUCCGGUGCCCAGGGUAUCGUCUGCUCUGCUCUGGACACCGUACUUGGCAUCCCAGUUGCUGUGAAGAAACUGAGCCGGCCCUUUCAGAACCAGACCCAUGCGAAGAGGGCCUACAGAGAGCUGGUUCUGCUCAAGUGUGUUAAUCACAAGAACAUCAUCCGUUUGCUUAACGUCUUCACGCCUCAGAAGUCAUUAGAAGAGUUCCAGGAUUUAUACUUGGUGAUGGAGCUGAUGGAUGCUAGCCUUUGUCAGGUGAUCCACAUGGACCUGGACCAUGAGAGGAUGUCUUACCUGCUCUACCAGAUCCUGUGUGGCAUCAGACAUCUACACUCAGCUGGCAUCAUUCACAGGGAUCUGAAGCCCAGUAACAUAGUAGUGAAGUCCGACUGCACUUUAAAGAUUUUAGACUUUGGGCUGGCCAGAACCGCCUGCACUAACUUCAUGAUGACACCCUAUGUAGUGACCAGAUAUUACAGAGCGCCAGAGGUCAUCCUGGGCAUGAAAUACAAGGAGAAUGUGGAUAUCUGGUCGGUGGGCUGCAUCAUGGGGGAGAUGGUCAAAGGGAGCGUCAUAUUCCAGGGCACUGAUCAUAUUGACCAGUGGAAUAAGGUAAUUGAGAUACUGGGAACCCCGUCGCUGGAGUUCAUGAACCGUUUGAUGGAGACUGUAAGGAAUUACGUGAUGAACAAACCUCAGUUUCCCGGAGUCAGUUUGAAUGAGCUUUUCCCCGACUGGGCCUUCCCAUCAGAGACUGAGCAUGACAAGAUCAAAACUAGUCAAGCACGAGACCUGCUGUCCAAGAUGCUGGUCAUCGACCCUGAAAGCCGUAUCUCUGUGCAGGAGGCCCUGAGCCACCCUUACAUCCACGUGUGGUACGACCCAGCCGAGGCCGAUGCGCCGCCUCCACAGAUAUCAGACAAGCAGUUGGAGGAGCGGGAACACAGCAUUGAGCAGUGGAAAGAGCUGAUUUAUAAAGAAGUAAUGGACUGGGAGGAGAGGAACAAGAAUGGAGUCCUGAAAGAUGAGUGUUUAGAUGGUACGGUGAACAGCAGCGCCACUGCCUCCCAGUCGUCCUCUAUUAAUGACAUCUCGUCCAUGUCAACGGAGCAGACCCUGGCCUCAGACACUGACAGCUCCUGCAUCGACACCCUCACGGGGCCGUUAGAGGAGUGAAUCAGGUGACGACUUCUCGCUCGUCGCGUCUCCCUCGCCAGUGUGGCUCAUGCCGUGAUCUUGACGUUCAUACAGCUGCAGGUUUACACUAAUAAUUGUUUACUCUUGCUUUUUUCCUCUGUCCCAAACAUUCAUGAAAUAUUCUCUUUAUCCAUUUCUUGUAAGUUUAACUUUUACUUUUAGAUUUUAAAAAGAACUGUUUAAAAUGGGUAGAUAGGUAAUAAUGCAUUCACAUUUUACUUCAUGUAAACUAAUUUUAAUCACCGUCUUAUCCAUCUAGUGGAUUUAUUAUUAUUGCAGAAGCAUGUGUGAUAUCUGGAUCUAUCCCUCUCUCUCUCUGUGCGAUGUAGCUUUUAUCACUGUUCAUUUCAUCACCUAAAAGAAGCACAGAUAUAAAUUCUCUGACAAAUUUAUAGCUAGUGAGCCCAACUGGAACAAGUUCCUCUUACAAGUAUUGCUGCAUGAUAACAAAGAAGACUCACUACAGAGACCAUUUAACUACAGAUCACUGAAAUAUCUAGAAAUGGAACAGUAGUGCCUGCCUCUGUACAUAGUCACCAUACAUACGCCCAUUUUAAAAGAGAACCUAAUGAUGCAUUUAUGUUGGUUAGGGUGUAGUCAUGUUUGUGUGUAUAUUUACGUACAUUGAUUUUGUGUAAAUGUUCUUUCUUUGUGCAGCUUCUGAAUACGUUUUUUGCAUAUGUACUCAAAAACAAACUAUGUAUGGAACUUGAAACUGAUUUUAAAAGAAAAUUGCACAUAGAUGUUUCAAAGUGAGCAUAUUCGGUUUAAAAAGAAACAAAAACUUGCAUCUAGAUCUGAGAUGGCAAACUGUGGAUGCAAUAUCCUAAUCAAAGCCCGUUUUUCUCAUCAUUCCAAGGGUAAUUAAUCACUGCUGGCAAGUUCGUGACCUCUCAUAAGAUUGUAUAUUUAAUUGCAUGAGCGAAUGCAAACCAUUGCCUUUUUUAAUUUCCUCAAACUUGAAAAGCCCAUACGAAUGUUGUACAAAGCAAAUUUAUGGUUUCCUUCCUUUAAAAAAAAAACAAAACAAAAAAACAGGAUUGUCAGCAG